GCUAGGAUGGGUGAGCAAAACAAAAUCAUUUUUGUCAGUUAAGGGGCAGAUUUCACAUGUGAGACUUUUUCACUUUUGUGAGAGAUUGGGUUGAGAGGAGACUAACUGAGACUCAGAGUUCCAAACAAGAAGACACACUUCCACUAUGCACACUCCUGCAUUACAUAAAGUAUGAAAGCUGUCUGCCCCUGCACAGUAUGUCACUCAGUCAGCCAAAAGGCAUGUUUCGGUUUCUGCUUGAAGAAGUAGAUGGCAUCUUCAGUCUCUGGUAUAGCAAAAUAGAAAGUGGACCCCUUAUAACAAAUUCAAUUUGUGUUUUUUUUUUUAAUUAAAAUUAGAAAGCCUUUGAAAGCACUUUUCUUUUUUUCAUUAGUCACACAGUAAGACAGCAUUGCACCAAUUUUAGACUUGCAGAUUAGCAUUUCCCUACAUCCCACAUAGCUGAAAACUACACUGAGACUGACCACAUAAUAUAAUAAAAUAAAAGGCACAAUUUUCAGAUGCAAAGCAGUUGCACAGACUGAAGCACAAGGCUGUACAAGGAGGGGUUCACACAAGUAAACUGUUAUCUGAAUAAUGUAUGUAUAGAUUUAAACCGAAUUUGCUUUUAGCUAAACCGUCCCCAAGCUAACUGUUGUUUUUUCUUCAAAGGCUGCCAAGGUGCCCUCAGCACAGUCCCUCAAGCUGCUUGACUUCAGCUUCAGCGACUUUGAGCUGUCAGAUAUGGAAACAACCCUGGCCACAAUCCGGAUGUUUAUGGACCUCAACCUUAUGCAAAACUUCCAGAUGAAGUAUGAGGGUCUUUGUCAGUGGGUUCUCAGUGUGAAAAAGAAUUACCGGAAGAAUAUUGCUUAUCACAAUUGGAGACAUGCAUUCAACACGUCACAGUGUAUGUUUGCUGUUCUUAAAUCUGGAAGGAUUCAGAAUAAGCUAAAUGAUCUGGAGAUGUUAGCCUUGAUGAUAGCAACAUUAUGCCAUGACCUAGAUCACAGAGGAGUAAACAACUCCUACAUACAAAGGAGUGAUCACCCUCUUGCUCAGCUCUACUGUCACUCCACAAUGGAGCAUCACCACUUUGACCAGUGCCUGAUGAUACUCAACAGUCCUGGAAACCAGAUUUUGAGUGGCCUUUCCUUAGAAGAGUACAGAACCACACUGAAGAUGAUUGAGAGAGCUAUUCUUGCCACAGACCUAGCCCUCUACAUGAAGAAAAGAGGGGAGUUCUUUGACCUUACAAAGAACAAUCAGUUUAUGUGGGAAGAUGAACACCACAGAGACUUGCUAAGGUCAAUGUUGAUGACAGCCUGUGACAUUUCUGCAAUAACAAAGCCUUGGCCAGUUCAACGACGGGUAGCUGAGCUUGUUGCUACAGAAUUUUUUGAGCAAGGAGAUAAGGAGAGAAAAGAGCUCAACAUAGAACCUAUUGAUCUAAUGAAUAGAGAUAAGAGGGAUAAAAUUCCCAGCAUGCAGGUGGGCUUCAUUGACGCAAUCUGCAUACAGCUCUAUGAGACUCUGGCAGGGUUGUCGGAGGCAUGUUCACCAUUACUUGAAGGCUGCAGAAAGAAUCGGCAGAAUUGGAAACUUCUGGCAGAGCAAGACGAGAAAAAGUUGGUCAAUGGAGAAACAUAACCCCAGUGGUGGGCCUUCGUAGGAACGGAAUCACCAUGGCUCCACAUGUGAUUUAAUCCUUGUUUAUAUCUGUUUUCCUCUAGCCAUUGGCAACAUUUUAUAGUUUUACUUUUUUAAAACCAUAUAUUAUUUUGUCAUUUUUUGCAUAAAGAGGCUUUCAAAAAAGCCAGUGUAGAUGAUAAAUAUAACAGAGAAGGAAGGGCCUGAGUAAAAAUCAAAGGAUCAAAAGGGACCAGUGCAAGGUUAUUUUAUUUCUGAACAGUGUAAUAAAAUCGUAUUGGUUGGCUGCAAUAAAGAUGCUGUAUAAUUAAUAUUAAACACUAAUGUCAAAAGCAAAAUUAUCUGGUCACUAUAUUUAUAGUUAGAAAAUAAAAGAAAACACUUGUCUAGAAUUCAUAUUUUAGAAGAAAAAAAUAUAUAUAUAUUAACAGAAAAGUUGGCAGAUCCUUUUGCUUUGUAAAAAUAUUUUUAAAAUGUCUAUAGGUUUUUCACUUUUCACUGUGUAUCCUUUCUGGCUUUGUUUACCCUUCUUUUAAUUAUAUCAACAUUUUUACUAAUAAGUGUAUUUUUUAUAAACUUUGAGUUACCUAUUACAUGUUUUAUAUGAAUGACUUGGUUGAUGGAACAGCUUUGUAAAUGGUUGUUUUUAUUUAAAACAUACAGCUGUAAAUAAACUUGAGUUUGACCAAAAAUAAGUUACACACCAUCAGUUUUUUAUGUAUACAUAGGAAAAAUAUGAGCAGUAGAUUAAUAUAAGUUAACCUUAUUUGCUUCCAGUACAUUCAUUAGCACUUUUUGUAGACUGACAUUAGUCAGUCGAUCAUUUGUUACUGUAUUAGCAUUUUCUAACUGGCUUGAAAAAAAUAUUGCACAGCUGGCAUUUUAAACUAUUGUAGUUUUGCAGUAUCUUUGUUUUAGAUGUACCUUAAUUAAAUAGUUUAUGCCCCCUUUUUUCUAUUGAUGAAGAGGACCUAUGAACACAGAAAGCCAGACUGAAUGUUGUGUGCUGUAGAAAACUGUCGUACCUCUGUGUACUUUAUUUUAACAGUUACUAAAAAUGUGUUGAUACUGACAAACACUGUAGUACAGUUCAAUGGUUAAUGCCAUUAAAAUAGUGUGGGUUUUUUUU
Messenger RNA from Polyodon spathula (Mississippi paddlefish), 2758 nucleotides. Its product is annotated as cGMP-specific 3',5'-cyclic phosphodiesterase-like. The transcript has 10 exons. Gene Ontology annotation, biological process: signal transduction. The record is from RefSeq and is a predicted model, not a curated record. Gene Ontology annotation, molecular function: 3',5'-cyclic-GMP phosphodiesterase activity. Bases 724 to 1629 code for a protein of 301 amino acids. NCBI's taxonomy places the organism in Eukaryota, Metazoa, Chordata, Actinopteri, Acipenseriformes, Polyodontidae.